GGAGGAGAGAGAGACAAGUAGAGGCAGACUCAUUCUGCUACCAGUGCGCUCUGCACUCCUCUCUAUGUCAGUACCUCUCCGUGACGCUCCCAUACACUAACACACACACACUUUGUUACUGCACGCUACACACUUAUCCUGAGGACACACACACACAGACAAAAAAGACUGCAGUUGUUGAGCGGGAGCGGCAUGGAAUGGAAACUCAGAAGGAUGGACAGUGACCUGAGUCAGAUCAACCCAGACCUGCUGCAGCCCAGCAAGAGCAUCAAGAAGCCCUCCUCAGGCACCAUCACUCUCAACGUGGGGGGCUUUCUCUAUGCCGCGCACCGCACCACCCUCAGCCGCCACCAGGGGUCAGUGUUGGAGGAGCUGGCCAGCGGCAGGAAGCCCAUCCAGCACACUGACUCCAUGGGCAACCCCUUCAUCGACCGCGACGGCCCAGUGUUCAGACACAUCCUCAACUUCCUGCGGACCGGAGACCUGCAGCUGCCCGACGACUUCCGAGAGGUGGGCCUUCUGAGAGGAGAAGCAGAGUUCUACCGCCUCAGCGGAUUGGUGGAGGCCAUUUCAGAGUGGGAGGGGAUGCGGGCGGCGCAACGGGAGCCCGCCUUCCUGGAGGUGACUGACGAGAGGUCGCAGGGCUUCAAGGUGUACUGCAGCGACCCCUCCUUCAUCGACAAGAUCAAAGGGCGCCUGGUUCAGAUCUCAAAGAGCCGGCUGGACGGCUUCCCAGAGGAGUUUGAGGUGUCGUCCAACGUGAUCCAGUUCCGCCACUUCAUCAAGUCGGACCCUGGCUCCAGGCUGGUGCUGAAGCAGGACAGUACCUUCCUGUGUACCCUGGAGUGUCUGAAGCUAGAGACGGUGAUGCUGGCCCUGAAGGCUGGCUUCUCUCUAAUCAGCUCUCUGGACAGCAGCAAGGGAUCUGUGGUGGCCGCAGAGGCUCUGCACUUUGUCAAGUAAGAGAGGAUGGAGAGGCAGGGAAGAGGGAAAGAUGGGGGAGAGGGAUCAGGAAGGGAAUGAACAGGGAGGUGGAUAGAGAGGGGAAGACUGGGAGAGAGGGGGCAUGUACAGUAGGUAGUGAGGGAAACAAGAGGGAGACGAAGGGAUGAGGGAAGGAGAAAGGUGUCUGAUUCCAGAUUGACCCCUAGCCCCUAGAUUGAAACUGAUGCAGGACAGUCAUUUCUCUGCACUUUGUCUGGAGUCCAACCUCAGAGAGAGUCGAGAGAGAGCAUCCACCUCCUUGACCACCCUCACUGCUGCAGGACAGAACACAACCUCUCAGAGGACCAGCCUCCUACUGAAUUACGCAUACAUAAGCUGAAUUUUCCAUUCAGGCUGCUUUCCCCUUCAAACCAGCCUUAGUGUGCACCGUGAGGUAUUACAGUGUGUGUUUUUGGUUGCUGUGUUUUGAGUUGAGUUGUGUGACCAAGCCUUUCUCUGGAUUCUGAGGGGAGAGGUACAGUUGAACACUGUACUGACUGACUGACUGUUGCUGAUCAUUGGACAAAAAAACUAUUAUUUUAUUGCAGCAACUUGCCUGACUAGAUGAAAGGGAGGUCAGUGUGAAUGCCCUGCAGCAGACAAGCACAGAGAGUUUAGACCCAAAGGUUCAAAUCUAGCAUGAUGCAUGUGCAGUGAAGAUUUUCAAAUCAGACACCAACAUUGUGAUUGUAAGUGCUGUGAGUGAGUAAGUGACAAUGUGUGUUCUUUUGGAUAUGUGAAUGUUUUGUUUCACACAAAAUAAAAGUCAUUAAUAUCGGCAUGAUUAUAUUUUCUAAUAUUUUCCACAAGUCAUGCUGGCAUUUGUGUCUACUCUAUUAUAUACAGUACAAGGGGACUUGUAUAUCAUAAUAAAUUGCAUCAACAUAAUGACAGUUCAUUAAGGCAGAUAGAGCUGACCAUAGUGCUUUAAUAGAAUAGACUGGGAACUAAUGUAUCAGACGUAGAACUAUAAUAGAGUUAGCAACUUCAACUCUCCUUAUUAACUAGAAAGUCAGCUUAGUGUACUGGAACAUGCAUCAGUGCCCAACAUCACAGAGCAGUAACCUCAAACCAAACCCUCAACAGACAUGCAGUGUUUUGACGUACAUAUGUAGGAUCUUAAUUUGAUCACCGUUGCAGAACUUUCCUUCAAUUCAGGAAAGGUAAAACAUGCAGUGUAUUUGAGGCUUAAAAAAGGCUUCUGACGUUUAUAAUUUCCACUUUGAAAUUUCAGACUUGAUUUAUCCUUAAGAAAAAUGUAUCAACCCCUACUAAAAUGUAAAUUAUUUAUAAUCCAUAUAAUAAUUCACAUUUCCUGUUUCUGAAGGAUUAUUAUCCUGCUGUAGCAAACUGGCUCAAAUUAAGAUCCUACAUCUUUAAUGUAAUAACCUACCUGAAAGGAUCAUAAUCAAAUCUGAAUUCCUAUAUUAAAUCUCUUUUCCCAUUU
Molecule: messenger RNA, 2431 nt
Organism: Salmo salar (Atlantic salmon)
Lineage: Eukaryota; Metazoa; Chordata; Actinopteri; Salmoniformes; Salmonidae
Gene: kctd4
Product: potassium channel tetramerization domain containing 4
Biological process (GO): protein homooligomerization
Molecular function (GO): protein binding
Source: RefSeq, a predicted model, not a curated record